Dreissena polymorpha is the source of this 3630-nucleotide messenger RNA. RefSeq names its product protein phosphatase 1D-like. Lineage: Eukaryota; Metazoa; Mollusca; Bivalvia; Myida; Dreissenidae. The record is from RefSeq and is a predicted model, not a curated record. Gene Ontology annotation, biological process: protein dephosphorylation. Gene Ontology annotation, molecular function: mitogen-activated protein kinase binding; protein serine/threonine phosphatase activity; cation binding. Gene Ontology annotation, cellular component: nucleus; cytosol. Bases 58 to 2037 code for a protein of 659 amino acids. The transcript is spliced from 5 exons.
AGCAACUCUGAGUUUUCCCUCAACGUAAAAAGUGGCGGAUGAAAACUCAAAAUCAAAAUGUCGAGUUAUCGAAUUGGCAUGAAUUUAAGGGUCACCGAAGACAGUAACCAAGGUGGCCGACGUUAUAUGGAAGACAGACACGCCAUUCGAUUUGUUAAAAAUGAAGAAGGAGGUUUUGAAUUCGCUUACUUUGGAAUAUUCGAUGGACAUGGCGGUGGUGAAGCUUCCAAAUAUGCUCGUGACUAUUUACUCGAUGAAAUCACUAAAUAUGAUUGCUUUUGGAGCGAUAAUGACGAAGAUAUAUUGUACGCAAUCAAAUCAGCAUUUCUAGAUACACACUAUGGGAUGUGGAAAGAACUUGAUAAGUGGCCUCGCACAGGAAGUGGUUUACCCAGCACAGCAGGGACAACAGCCAGCAUUGCAAUUAUCAAGAACUCAAAGUUGUAUGUUGGCCAUGUUGGAGACUCGGCAAUUGUUCUUGGUAAAAAAUAUCCAAAGUCAAGCUAUGACCCCAUUGGUAGAAGCGCUACAAUGCUCACAAAGGAUCACAAACCUGAUGAUCCAGCAGAACUGCAGCGUAUAGAGCUAAGUGGGGGACAGGUGGUAGCCAAGUCAGGUGUACAGAGAGUUGUCUGGAACCGACCCAGAACAGAUCAUAAAGGGCCCGUAAGGCGAAGCACACCCAUUGACAAAAUACCUUUUUUGGCAGUGGCACGAUCGCUUGGUGAUCUAUGGAGCUAUAAUUACCUGAAGGAAGAGUUUGUUGUGUCCCCAGAGCCAGAUGUGUCGGUGCACAAGCUAAACCCAGAGUUUGACAAGUGCCUCGUGAUUGGCUCAGAUGGACUUUGGAAUAUGCUAUCUGCCGAUGAGUCCGUCAACACGGUGUUUGACCUUGAGAGUCAGUUUGAGCACAAGGUUAUCAAUGAUCCGACUGUUCCACUUUCAUACUGGAUAAAUCCAGCUGAGCGUCUUGUGCAGGCAGCCCUUGCAAAGUGGCGAAUGCGUUUAAUGAAAGCCGAUAACACCAGUGCCAUUGUUGUCCUCAUAGACCCACUGGGACCACGCAAACUGUCCAUACUGCGAAAGAAACGGGAGGAGAGAAUGAAGGAGAUAGCAGAAAAACGCAUCAACAAUGCCAAGGCAGCUGAACUGUUGACAGCCCAAGAAACCUUGACAAUUGGUAGCCCCAAAAAGGUGCCAGUGAAGGAUGAGCUUGUACCUGUGAUAUCAUAUACUGUGAAGGGUAAAGGUGGGGUAUCUGAAGGUAGGCACUCAGCCCCUGCUCAAUCUCCUGUGAACAAAUUCCUGGAUGAUAGCAUACAGUUGCUAAAUGACAGUGAAGCUUCUCAACUAAACUCAAGUAAACAUAAUGAGGCAAAACACAGCAAGUCAGCAACAAUGAAAACCACAUCCCCAUCUGUGCAAUCACCAGUCACCAAAGAGGAUACGAGUCCUACUCGCAUGGCUACACGACAGUCGCCUCAUAAAUCUGUAUCCCUGAGUCCAAGUCCAGUUACCCUUAAGAAACUACAGAAAGAGUCGCAUGUAUCUACAAUAGGUAAGUCAAGAACACAGGCAGGGCCCUCGAGUGAACAGAACAUUUCUAGUAGUCCUAGUAACUCGAAUCAACAAAAAUGUCUACAACCCAGCAAGUGCACUUAUGAUAAUGUAAAGCCAUCAAUUCCAUCCAAGCAGCCAACCGUUAUCAAAAUGAAAGGUUUGGAGAACAUGUACUCCUCUGUUGUGCAAUUCAGCAAAGGGCAUUUAAAUUUGCGGACCAAUCUGCAAAAGUGCAAGGAUGUUAAGAACUUGAACAAUUCUAGCUCAGUAGAUGCUGUUCGAACAGCAAAGAAGGUCCACUCAAGUAAGAGUCUGACCACAAGAAUCAGCUUACGACUGCGAAGGUUGAGGCAAAAGACACAGACAAAAAGGAGCCACUUAGAAAACAAAGGAUUUGUGAAACCAGGAACAAAGCGAAAGUUGGACAGUGAGAGCUCGUCUGUAACACCUGCAUCAAAGAAAGCCAAACACUCCUGAGUGUUUUAUCUCAUUUAAAUGUUUUGUACCUGUUUGCACAGUUAGCAAAUAGUUUUUUGGUAUUCAUUGAAGGUCGCAUUGUCUUUAGAUAUUGAGCAGAUCUCGACUUGUUCAGAAGUAAUGAUAUCUGUUCGAAAAGCAUAUGAUCUUAGCAAUUAUUUUGCCAUAUAUUGAUGUUUUUUAAAAUAACAUGGCACAAAUGUUUGUUUCCAUAAAAUCACGUGUGGCCUGUAACAUCUUGGGACCUCAAAUGUCAAGGUCAGCUCAUAGGUCAAAUAUUGUCAUUUGACGGCUUAAAAAUUCUGGGCUGAGUUAAAGCUUUGCCAUUAUUUAAGGGACGUUAUUAAAGUAUCUUCGGCCACUUGUAAACAUCAAUAAGACGACAGUGUCACAAGUAAAAUAUUCCCUACCUUACCGAUCAAGGUCACACUUAGUGGAUUAAGAUCAGCAUCAGCAGUCUGCUACUUUUUCUUUCUUCGUGAAUCUUAAUGACCAUCAUGAGGAAACGGCAUGUUUUGUGUAACAUCUGUCUUCCUAUCUCAAAUGUCAAUGUCACUCUUAGAGGUCAAAAGUCACAUUCAGUCAUAAACAUUUUGUGAACAAAAGAAAAGUGCGAGUGCAUCCUUGUCCUAGGGACACAUGUCUUCUUACAUUGAAAAUGCUGCUGCCUUACUUGAGAAUUGUAUGGAAAAUCAAAGGACCUUGUGAAUCGCUUUUAAAUUUAGUGAAUAAUUGCUAAAUCAAACACAAUUUGUAUUGUUAUUGGAAGAUGCUUUUCAAGCUUUUUUUUAGCUUGUAUAUUCUGUAGGGAUAGCAAAAAAUACUGAAAAUGAUAUUCGAAUAUUCGGUUGUCAUUAUUCGAAUAUUCGAUUUUAAGCCUUAUACUAAAAUGUCCGAACUAACGCCUGUCCGUAGCAAAGUAAAGUUCCUGAUUCCCACGCAUAACACUUAUAGUCGUUGUGUAUAUGCAGCUUUUGAAAGGGGAUAAGAGUUUUAUUUUUAAAGAACAAUAAUUGAUUAUUGAGUUCUAUUUUUUCGCAUAAUACUUUUAAUUUUUAUGCCCCCGGUAGGGUGGCAUAUAGCAGUUGAACUGUCCGUCAGUCGGUAUGUCGGUCAGUCUGUCCGAAAAAAACUUUAACAUUGGCCAUAACUUUUUCACUAUUGAAGAUAGCAACUUGAUGUUUGGCAUGCAUGUGUAUCUCAUGGAGCUGAACAUUUUGAGUGGUGAAAGGUCAAGGUCAUCCUUCAAGGUCAAAUGUCAAAUAUAUGGUGUCUGUCCGUCCGAAAACUUAAACAUCGGCCAUAACUUUUUCAAUAUUGAAGAUAGCAACUUGAUAUUUGGCAUGCAUGUGCAUCUCACGGAGCUGCACAUUUUGAGUGGUGAAAGGUGAAGGUCAAGGUCAUCCUUCAAGGUCAAAUGUCUAAUAUUUGGUGUCUGUCCGUCCGUCCAAAAACUUUAACAUUGGCCAUAACUUUUUCACUAUUGAAGAUAGCAACUUGAUAUUUGGCAUGCAUGUGUAUCUCAUGGAGCUGAACAUUUUGAGUGGUGAAAGGUGAAGGUCAAGGUUAUCCUUAAAGGUCAAAUGUCAAAUA